AAUCAUUCAGGGGCACAAUGGCUGAUGAGGCUGAUGCCAAAUCGUUCCUUGCCGAACUUGAAAAGCGUUUUGCUAAAAACGAAAAGGCGGAAACUAGUACUCUUUUAAGCACUCUUGUUUCCAUGAAGUAUAAAGGCAAAGGCAACAUAAGGGAGUACAUUUUGGAAAUGUCUCACAUUGCUUCAAAACUAAGUGCACUAAAGCUUAUUUUACCUGAGGAAUUGCUUGUGUAUUUAGUUUUGAUCUCUCUUCCUUCUCAAUUUAAUCAAUUUAAAGUCAGUUACAACUGCAUUAAGGAGAAAUGGUCUCUCAAUGAGCUCAUUUCUCAUUGUGUUCAAGAGGAAGAGAGAAUAAAGCAAGAUAAGACAGAAAGUGCUCAUUUGGCAUCUACCUCUAAGGGCAGCAAUAAAAGAAAAAUUAAGGAAGCUGCAAAUUCGGGGCCUCCCAGGAAGCAUCACAAGGAAACUAAGGAAGAAACUAAGGAAUCUGGAUGCUUCUUUUGCAAAGGGACUAAUCACAAGAAAAAGAACUGCACUAAGUACCAUGUUUGGCGUGCGAAAAAGGGGUUGCCUGAGCUGCCGAAAACCAAUUGAUGGUGAAAGAUACAUCUAUGUCGGUGAUGGCAAGCGGGUUGAAGUUGAGGCUAUCGGUGUUUUUAGAUUAUUAUUAAAGACUGGUUUUUAUUUGGAUUUGAAAGAGACAUUUGUUGUGCCGUCAUUUAGGCGGAAUUUAAUUUCUAUUUCUGCAUUGGACAAAUUUGGUUAUUCUUGUUCAUUUGGAAAUAGUCAGUUCAGUCUAUUUCAAGAUUCAAAACUUAUUG
Molecule: messenger RNA, 820 nt
Organism: Cuscuta europaea
Lineage: Eukaryota; Viridiplantae; Streptophyta; Magnoliopsida; Solanales; Convolvulaceae
Source: the annotation of a GenBank genome assembly